CAUGUGCUGCACUUAAGCCUGAUCGCUGAUUUGAUUGGCUGAGCAGCAGCCAGUAGAGAUAAGAGUUCAUUAUAUGAAGAGAGGAGAGAGUUUGAUACUCACCAAUUCUUUUCAAAGAGCAACAGAGAACAAAGACCAACAUGGCUCAGGAGGCUAAGGAUGAUCUUCCGUACAUUAACAAUUACAAAAACAAAAUUAUCAGGGCUUCUAACAAACUUGGAGUGAAGCCUUCCAUCGUGGCUGGUAUCAUCUCCAGAGAGACCCGAGGAGGCAGAGGGGCAGGUCUCACUUCUGAUGGCUGGGGAGACAACAGAAACGCCUUUGGACUGAUGCAGGUUGACAAGCGCUGGCACACCCCAAGGGGUGAGUGGGACAGCCAGGAACAUAUUGAGCAAGGAAUUGGGAUUCUAAAGGACUGCUACAAUGAAGUCGCAAGAACAUUUCCCAAUAUGCCCGACAAGAUGAGAGGAGCACUGGCUGCCUACAACAUGGGCGCACAAAAUAUGAACCCCAACAACGUGGACGCUCACACUACUCAUGGCAACUAUUCCAGUGAUGUCUAUGCCAGGGCCCAGGUUUAUGCGAGGAAUGGGUAUUAACUCGGAGAACUCAACCAUUUCUGACUUUCUGAUUGAUUGAUAUCUGUGUCCCUAUCUAUGCAGUUAAUUUGGGUUGAGGAUCUGUCUUGACUGUCUUUUGACUUUUUUAUUGGCUUGCACAGGCUAACCAGGUGCUUCAAUUCAAUGUGCCGUUUUCAGGUUUGCUGCUAAUGUGACUGAAGUGUGGGCAAAGUUUGCACAGAAAUGUACGUUUUUUCCCAUCCUCACCGACCUUGUCAUAAAACUUGUUUAAAUGAU
Messenger RNA from Sardina pilchardus (European sardine), 857 nucleotides. Its product is annotated as lysozyme g-like. Gene Ontology annotation, cellular component: extracellular region. Gene Ontology annotation, biological process: peptidoglycan catabolic process; defense response to Gram-positive bacterium. The transcript is spliced from 4 exons. NCBI's taxonomy places the organism in Eukaryota, Metazoa, Chordata, Actinopteri, Clupeiformes, Clupeidae. The record is from RefSeq and is a predicted model, not a curated record. The coding region runs from base 141 to 599 and encodes 152 amino acids. Gene Ontology annotation, molecular function: lysozyme activity.